This is a messenger RNA of Paramecium sonneborni, 102 nucleotides long. The record is from the annotation of a GenBank genome assembly. Lineage: Eukaryota; Ciliophora; Oligohymenophorea; Peniculida; Parameciidae.
AUGGAACCAAAAAAAAAACCUUAAUUCUUGAAAUUAACUACUUAAAAUUAAUAGAAAAUGGUUAAAAGUCGUCAGAAGUUGGAAUUUUUUUUGGAAUAAUGA